CGACGCCGGCAGCGAUGUUCGACGCGCGAUGUUCGAACGCGGCGAGCAAGCACAGACCAAAAACAGUUUGAAUUUCGCUUUCGAUCUGGUUGGUUGUGUUUCUUGGCUUCUCUCUGCGUGCGCCGUUCGUGGUGGGAAAAACGGAAAACAGGAGAACUUGCAAACCGAGCAAAUCGAAGAGGAACACUCCAGUUUACAAUUGUCCUGCGACUAAAAACGAAUCGGAAAUUUACACUAUCCUCUAAUCCUUUUUGUUUGCCGGCAAAAACCAGAAGCGCAAAAAAUAAACGCAGAAAGCGAAGCAAAAUGUGAAAAAUUGCCGAACAUGGCGCCGCGUGUGUGACAGAGAGCGAACGAUCGUGUGAGAGGGAGAUAGGGACGAAGCGAAGAUAAACAAUAAAAACAAUUUUUGAUACUUAACGUUCUACAACAACAAUAAACUCAGCUCAGGUACAACAACAAAACAGAAAAUUACGCAAAACACAACAGACUGCAUUGACGGGAAUUUUUCGAAGUAUUUUUGAUACACACAGCAAGGAGGUGUACGAUUUUUAAGCAAUAAGUGAAAGCAAUUACCCAUCAAGUUUAAAAUAAUACCAAUUUCGGUAGAAACCCACUCGGAAAAUCCAUCAGAAAACAAUUGUAAAGGCAACCGAAAAGUUAAAACCUAACCAGACUAAAUCGCAAAAUAACAAGCAUUUACUAUACACAAAAAAUUAAAUUCCGAAUAAAAUCAGACUUUUGUCUGCGAAAUUUCUAAAAAUUUACAAAAACAACACGAAAAUUCACGAAAACUCACUGGAUCCGCCAAACCAUCAGUUGAAAUAUAUUCUGGAAUCGGUUCAAAAAUAAAUAAAUAUAUGCCAGCAGCAUUUAUAUAGACCGCAAAUCGCACCAUAAAAUCGCGAAAAAAUCAACAAGCAAUAUUUUGAAAUUUAUAAUCGUAAAUUUAGAAUCGCAAAAUGCUGAUUCGAAAUAGAGAUUGAGGAUUCUCGAGGACAGCCAACCAAGUCUUUUCCCGCAGCGAGUGCAUAUUAAUAGGAGAAAACACAAAUUUAUGGCUCCGCGUCGCAACAGCAACAUCAGCAGCAGCGGCAACAGCACCCAGCAGCAGCACCAGCAACAGUUGCAGCAGCAGCACCAGACGCAGCAACUUCUGCAGUUCUACGCGGAGAACGCGAACUCUUCAGGCGUCCUGAUGGCGCCCAUGCAGGGAACCGGUGGCGGUGUCGUUGGUGGGGGCGUGGUCCACUGCUGCCUGCCCAGCGGAGACUGCCGCAAACUGGACACCCUGAUACCGCUCAACGAGCUCUCCCUGGCGGACUGCAUCCGCGUGCUGUGCAACAACGAGAACUGCAGCGCAGGCCAGUACAUGCACCGCGAGUGCUUCGAGUGGUGGGAGGCGAGCGUGCUGCAGGCGCUGAAGGCCAACGGUCGGGCUCGAUCCUGGUCGGAGCGGCAGCGUCUGCAGCACCUGUGGACCAAGAAGGGCUACGAGCUGGUCCAGAAGGCCUGCAGCUGCAAGUGCGGCAGGGGACAACUGCGCAAGGACCUCGACUGGGUGCCGCCGAGCAGCCAGGGCGUCAUAUACCUCAACGGGUCGGGCAACCGCGCCAAUCUGGCCAAUGGCAGCCUCAGCGAGGACGACGACAAGAAGAAGGCCAAGAAGAAGCGGAACCGCAACAACAACAACGGCGGUGGUGCUGGUAAUGGCACCGCCAAAGCCCCCUUGAGCAACAACAACGGCAACAGCUACGCCGGACUGACGCCCAAUCCCAAUGUGGGCGUCAUCGGGUCGGGUUUGCCCCACAACAACGGCAACACCACCAGCAACGGCAGCAGUGGCAACAACGGCUCCUCCGGCCUGCUGCAGCCCAGUGUGCUGUCCACUUUCAGCAACAUCCUCAAUCAGAACAAUGUCCUCGGCCUGGACCUGCGCGCCAGGGCUGGCAGCCUGUCCUCCAGUGGAGCUGGCAGUGGAUCCACCUCGCCCUCGGACUCCCGGUCCAGUGGCGAGAUCUCCGUGUCGCCGGUGCAGCAAUUGCUGCCACAGCAGCAGCAGCAGCAGCAGUCGCUGCUGAUCCAGCCUCUGGGUCCAGCUUUCGGCAGCAACCUUCUGCAAAAUGGACUGGGCUUGUCCAAGAACCUGCUGAUUGCUCCUCAGCAGCAGCAGCAGCAGCAGAACCUGCCUGCUUUGGCCAAUAUCAGCAACUUCAAGCCACUGGCCAGCUACGAGCAGCAGCAACUGGUGCAGCAGCAGAAGAACAAGGAGGUGGAACUCUAUUCCGAGCGAGUGCGCUCCACAUCUGGCUGCAAUGGGAUCUUUUCGCGUCGCCUGGACUUUUCGUCGUUCAAUUUGCUGCCAAAGACUCGUUUGAAUUCUUAUCAAGUCAAGAUUGAGGACGAGGGCAACCACGGCAACGAUGAGACGCGUCUCUUCAUCCUCUCCUCGCUGGCCCAAUCCCAGAUGAGCCGGGUGGCCUGCAUUCUGUGCGAGGAGCCGCUGCUCGUAUUCGAUCGCUAUCCACUGGUCGAUGGCUCCUUCUUCCUGAGUCCCAAGCAGCAUUCCAGCGGCUGCAUCGAGGUUAAAUACGAGGGACGCACUCUCUACUUGACCUGUGUUUGCAUGAGCUGCCUGGACGGAACCUCCAGCAGCCGCGCCAUCAACUGCAGAUUCUGCAAGGAGCCGUGGGAUGGCUCCAGCCUGGUUCUGGGCACCAUGUACGCCUACGACAUCUUUGCGGCCAUGCCCUGUUGCGCCGAGCGGUUCAAGUGCAAUAACUGCUUCAAGAUGCUAAUGCAUCCGCAGCAGCGUCUGAGCUUCUACAGUGACUACUCGCACGGAGUGACCUGUCCGUACUGCAACACGCAGGACACGCACUUCGUUAAGCCGCUGACCUUCUGCUACGCCAAGAGCACGGCGACGCGGCUGCCGACGCUCGCAUAACAUGAGGCCCCGUUGGAGUCGCCCGUGGGAACAGGUGCCACCACCACUCAGGUGCCAAACGCCCAGGGCGCUCCAACGGCCUCCGGCUGCAGCAGCAACACCAUCGCCAGCAAGCAGCCACCGAAGCAGCCGCUUUACAAUGCCGCCAUCGAUUACUCGGCACCGCUGCAGCAGCAAAUUAAUCCGGACUUGAUUGGAGCCCAUCCGCAUGCCCAGCAGCAUCAGCAGCAGGUGCGGCAGCAGCAACAGCAGCAGCAGCAGCAACCACAGCAGCAACAACAACAGCAGCAGCAGCAUCAGACACAACAGCAACAGUCACAACAACAGCAGCAGCAGCAACAUCAGCCUGUGGUCAGCACUUUUCAGCGGGGCAACUUCCCUCAGCAGUCCCAUAAAACCAUGAACAUGAUGGCCAUGGCAGAUGUGAUGAGCAAGUACCAGCAGCAGCACCAACAGCAGCAGCAACAUCGCCAGCAGCAACACAACCUGCAGCCACAGCAGCAACAUGCAACGCAGAAAGGACUCGAGGGCCUUCUACUGACCAACACAAACACAAGCAACAACAAUAGCAGCAGCAGCAGCAGUAUUAGUAACUUAAUCAUUAGCCAUAAUUCAGCCAGCAAUACAGGCAACAAAAUGCAGCCCGCUUGGGGCCAGAGUGAUGCCAUCUCGGCAUUGUGGGGCUGCUCCAGCAGCAGCAGUGGCUGCUCCUCGGGCAGUGGAUCGCAGCCCUCGUUGAGUCCGACGGCCAGCAGCAAUGGCAACGAUGGCUCCAAGAUGAUGUUGUGGGCGGCCCAAAGCUCGCCACAAAAUGCUGCAACACUCAGGGAUGGAUUCAAGGAGUCGCAGCGCCAGCAGCAGCAGCAACAGCAGCAACCACUGCAGCAGCAGGUGCCACAGCAACUGCCACAUGCAGCCUCGCCCACAGCUUCGCUGACCAGUUCCAGUUCCUCCUCGAACGGAUGGAGCGCCUCGCAUUAUGGCAAGCCCAACAUCUGGGAGCUGCCAGGAUCCGCUGGUCAAAGGACACCGGCCAGCAACCACGACAUCUUCACCGAUCUCCUGUGCAACCUGAGCAUCAGUCAGGACAACAGCAGCCAGCAGGCCAGCAAGGCCGAUGCCUCCGACGUCAGCUCGAAUUCCUCCUCGUCGGCCGGGGAACUCCUGGAGGCAGCCAAUAUCUGGAGGUUUCCAGAGUUCGCCAGUAGUCAGCUCCACAUGGAGGAGCCGAUUGGCGGCGCAGCUGCCUGCAUGCAGCUCUUCAACGACUAUCUCAACAUGAACUAAAACGAAGAAUUAGGAGCCGCAACAGCCUGCAGCAUUUGUUACUCUAGCUAAAUUGAAAAACAAAAAUUGAGGAAAAGGAGUAAGCAGGCGGAGGAGAGGCCAUAUACGAGCCACUCUCCUGAAGCGAGUGUUUUAGUUUUUAAAAUCAUUUGAUUUUUUUAUACACACACACAACACAUCUAAAACCGAGAGAAAACAAAGCAAACUAAAAACGAAUUUCUUGUUAUUUUUGUUGAGUUUUUUAGUUCUUUGUUUACACACCUACCUAAACGAAAAAAAGCAAUUUUUAGUUUUAUUUUAUAAAGCAAAUUUUUUAUACAUUUUACCAAAAAAAAAAACAAACCGAAACGUAAAACAAAAAAAAAAAAGAAAAAACGAGUAGAGAUGAAGGGACAAAAAAGAAACAUUUACAUCACGAUGGAGGGAAAAGUUUUAUUUAGCAAAAAUUGAAGGCAGGGCAUUAAAUUGUUUAAACGAAUCAUGAUAAUUGCUGUGCUGCUCAAUAACACAAAAAAUUAUUAAAAUAAAAGGAGAAGGAGUAGAGUAGGAGAGUAUAACAGGAAGAGAGAAGGGGAGAACACGAAACAUUUGCUACAAUUUAUGAAACGUAAAAUUACAAAACCUAAAUUUAAAAAACAACAUAAUCGAUAAGUUGCACAUCUUUACCUAAGCGAUUGGUAAUUAUUCCUAGUUUUAGUAAGCGAAAGGAGAACCUCUGGAACCGAUUUAGUUUCUCGCUCCAGUUCAGAAAAAAGUUCAGUUAGUCCUCAGAGUAAUUCAGUGCCCCUGCAAAUCACCCACCCACCCAUAGCAGCCAGGCGGCACAUGCAACAAGGUCACCAUCACCAACACCACCCCCUUUCAGGAGUAUUUCAAGCAGGCGACCCACACCCACGCCCCCAAACUCUUAGUUAAGUCUUCGAAGAAAAGAUAAGAAAACAAAAUAUAAAACAAAUACUUUUGGCGCAGCGUGAUCAUUAAUUAUUAAGUCUAAGUGUUAGGUUAUAGCGAUCUUCUUGUAUAUGUCUAGGGUUCUUCUCUUUGUCUAAAUAGCAGAGCAGCCGUAUGUGAUGGAUCUCUAAAGGUAGAGUGAGGACCCCGCAGGUGCGAGCAAACCACAUGCAGGCACUCACUAUCGAUAGGUUUAGUAGGUUGUAAGGUCGAUUUUUCUAAAUUUUAAAUAUGGUAUGCAAGCAAACAUCCAACAAUUUAUAGAGCGGUUCAAUGUUUCCUGUUUUGUGUUUAUUCCGUGCUUAGAAAAGUCACCAAAACCCUGGGGUAAAAGUCCUCCCCAAUCUCUCAGUCCCCCCACCCAACCCCACUCGAAAUUGUGAGUAUUUAAUCGAAUUAAAAUAAAAAUUCCCCUUUUGUGAAACUGCUUUGGCAGAUUAAACCCAACAAUCUUUCCCGUCUGUGAAAUUUUUAAUAAAAUUGAAAAUUAAAAACCAAUUGAUAUGUCCCCAUCUGUGAAAAAUUAUGCAAGGCAAUUCAAAUCUUGAGUUUUUCUUCAACAUCAAUCAACUGUGAAUGGAACUUAGGUGAUUACCUAAAUCUUAAAUAUUCUGUGAACAUUUGAAUGUAAUUGAAAGUAAAAACCUUUUGAUAUUCACCUUCUGUGAAAUGUUUAAUGAAAUUUAAAUUAAAACACCUUGAUAUUACCCUGUGAAGAGAAGUUUAGGCCAGCUAAACCUUAAACAAGAUCAGCAGAAACUGUGUUAGAUUAUCCAGCUUUGGUUCUAUUUCUUUUCCGUUUAAGAAUGUCGUGAAAUUUUUAAUAAAAUUAAAAGUAAAACCCCUUUGAUAUGUAGCCCACUGUGAGGAAAUGUUUAGGCAGCCUAAACUCAAAAUCGAUCAGCAGCAGCUGUGUUACCCCAUUCCCCGAAUCCCUCGAGUUCGUUACGAGCUCUAAAAUGUAGAUCCUGUAAGUUUCGUCAAAUCAUCUGUGAGCAGAGUGCCGUGUCUUUCCUAAACAGCAUUCCAUUUCGGAAAGAUGUAGUUGAGAAGACUCGGCACUUUUAAAGAACUUUCACUGUGAGCGUUCGAAAGGACAAAAUUUUUGAGAAAAAUUCUAAACCCACACAAAAUUGUGACUAGGCCACGCCCAACGAAAUCCUUGUGACCCCAGUUGAGAACAAACAUUUUCCGAAAAUGUCUAAACCACGACCCCAACCAAAAUUGCCUCCACUAAGACAGCCAAAACUGUGACAUCCCCAAUUUGCUCAUACCCUGUGAACAUUGAAAAUGUAUUUGUAUCCCUGUGUGAGUUGCCCUUCGGAAGGAAUACGAUUUUUGAGAAAAAUUUAAAACCCCAGCCCCGAAAGCACUUGUGAAUGCUCCUAGAAUAAGCGGUAAUCUUUCGUUUCGAAUUAUUUCGGAUAUCUCCCAGCAGUGUCUGGAAUUAUUUGAAAAAGAAUUCGAAAACCUCCUCGAAUAUCUGUGAAAUCCCCUUUCCUAGACUCCCAACCUCGACCCCUUUUAUCCCCCUUUGGUGACUUUUGGUGUGGGAUCUGCUUGAAAUACAAAACCCUGGGGAUCGGGAAUGGAGUCCCAAGUUGCAUGUGCUGCACUUUCUCCAGUAAUCACAAAUCGAACGCCUCCUUUUGGGCAUUUAGCAUUGCCGCCAUUUUACAUACCAAAUAAUACACGUUAAUUAAACGACAAUUUUUUCAGAACGCAUGAAGGGACAAACUGAGUGAUAGUAAAUUUUUUUUGUACACAAAACCUACGAUAACGAGACGUCUUCGUUAUUCCUACUUAUAUAGAGCUACCGUUAAGUUUAUAAGUACAUACCCUAUACCAUAUACCCUAUACCGUAUAAAACGUACACCUAACUAACCUAAAUUGAUAGAAACUACACUUUUUGGCAUUUACUUGAGAGGAUUAUAUAUAAGUUUGGCACAGUUAUAUAUAAUUUUCGUCUAAAUUUAAGGUUUUAAUCUAGCAUACAUGUACGCGCAGGAGGAAAGAGAGGAAGUGAACUUAUUUAUAGGCAAGCCCCACACAAAACAUGACACACGACACACAGAUACAGAUACAGCAUAUAGUUAUAUAGAUAUUUAAUUGGAGUAACCCCUAGCCCUACGCUAAACUACACUACAAAUUAUAUUGGUAUAAGUUCUACGCAAGCUAAGCUGCCUUGCACCAAAGGCAGUGGCACCCGCACCACCAACUACUUCGUAAGUCAGCCCGUGUUUUAGUUUGAUUCAGUGUUUGUUUUAGUUAAAUGUGCUAGGACGGCGCCUCGAUCGCGUGUCCAGUCGAGAGAUGAAACCACAAACUUAUGCCCACCUCAGCCACCAAGAAAGGAUAGAACGAAUAUAGAGAGCCCCAAACAUUAAUAGUCAGACUUCCGAUCACAACUAACUCUAAUGAAUCGCAACCACUAGACGGCGAAUGAAUAACGUAGUAGGAGUCUUGAGUCUUUAAGUCUUUAAUGAGGAAGAGAAGGCGAUUGAGCGAGAGUAAAACACAUUAAAAUGUAAUUUAUAUUACCUCCUUAGCAAAAAUCAAUAACAAAUAACGAGUAACAAUUAACAAAUAACAAAUAACAAUGUUUUCUUAAUGCAUAUAAGCAAACUAUGAUAAAUCAAGGCAAAGUAAAACAAAAUAUGUACGUUUAAAUCAAAUAAUCAAUUCAUAAACAAUUAAAAGCAGUUUUUGUUUAGUUCAUAAUUUGUACUCAAAAAAAAAACCAGCACUUUUCAUAUUUUAUGUUACACAAAUGAAAUAUUUGCGCGCCUUCCCCUUUUGAAUCUUUUCGCGAUCUUCAGUUACUGAAACAUGCCAAAUCCCGAGUGUAGAGCCCAGCAGAAGCAGCAGCAAAAUGUUUAAACUUUAACCGAAAUUCUUAAAAACCAAUUUUUGAUGGCUCCCUCCGAGCUUUCUCAGAUCAUCUGAUGACGAAAUGUACAAAUUGGUGAAGUUUAGGCACUUUCAACCGCAGUCCUCCUCCGAUUUCCCAAGGUCAAGGCAAUAUAGCGCAGCAGAUAUUUCCGGAACUACACUUCCCAGAGUAAUCCCCCCACUUUGUAAUCCCCCGCCCCAACCACCAAAUUUAUUGAUUGAUUUUUUUUCCAUCCGAAUGUAAUUUUUGUUUAAAUAAAUAUACACACUUAGCACACUUUUGUUUAUGCCUAAUUCGUAAUGUGUAAUAUAUGUAUACUUUGUACCUUUUUAUGUUAUACACAAGUCCCCAUGAGCCCCAUCCCCCCAAGGAAUCCACCCCUCGCCCAGUGUUUAAUCCCCUCCCCUCACCCCUACGCUCCUCCUCUCCUACACAUUUUGGCAAUUCAACUUGAAUGUCUACUUUUAAUGUAAUUUAGUUGAAUAUUUUAGUUGAUUUUUAUUAUUAUUAUUCGUACUCCGUAUGGAAACUAAAUAAAUUUAAUUGUAUUUGAAUAAAAGAAACGAAACGAAAAAAGGAAUAAAAUUACAUUACUUUCUGCUAUUAUUAUUACUACGAUUAAUAUUGAAUUUUUGUUGAAUUUUCAAAUGAUUAAAUGAAAUAUUUUUAAUAAUUUGCAUUUCGUUUUAUUUUGUCCCCCUUUCGUUUGUUUGGUACCCAUUAUUUUCGGUUGCAACUGCAUUGAUAAAGCCCAUAAGUGGAUAUAACUAAGUGCCGGACGACAGAACUGCCGACUAGAAGGAGCAGAAACCUUUACCGAAAUGUAUUGCUUAGCAUCUGGUAGGAAACUACCCAACGAUCCAGCUUCCCGAUCCAGUUUCCUCCGAUCGCGACUUAGUUUAGCAGCUACCUCAGUUUAGUCACAUCGAUAGAGUCUUAAUUAAACCACACAGUACAUAGUUUACUCGACGUAGGAACAUGUUAAUCGCAGCUUUUAAACGGAUAGCUUAGAACACCCAGGGUUGCAUGGGAAGAAUGCAACGGUUUAUUUAGAGACGACCCCGCUCCAGUUUCCCGAGUUUGGAUUUAUACCCUUCCUUUCCGUUGUUCUUUAGCUAACUUGCUUACUGAGUUACCUGCGUCCCCUGAUGCACUAAAUCAAUUUCUUAGUUGAAUUUUGAGUUGAAAGCGCAGAAAGCUGAGAUGAGAAGAUGAAUGAUGGUCAAUGUUGUAGUCGAAUUUUUGUUCACGUUUGUUCUCGUUGAGUUGAAGAUUUCAUGCCAAAGUACAAACCUUAAAUCAAUUCUUCGUAAUUCCUAUUACCUAUCGUAAUGCCUACCUACCCCUAACCCUACCCGAGGUCCCCACUUUCUUUGAAGUUAUACCAACCUGAGUUCGCUUGAGGUCGUCUGCCUCACAUCCCAAUUGGGCUGCACUUGUUUAGCGUCUAAGUGUAUUUUAUAUAUAUGCUAGCCAUAUACACAUGGUGGUCAAGAAGAUACAUAUACGCAGGAAUACGAUCCCCGAGGAAACUUUAGUUGCAUUUUUGGCAUUUUGCACAGGUUUUGCUAGAAACGAAUUUGGUUUACUUACUAUAAUUCGUGUCCGUAUUGCUAUUGGCAUUGUAUUUGAAUAUUGUAUUGGAAUUAUCCCUAGGGUUACGUAGCAUUUAAGCAGCAGCGAGUGCGAGCAGCAUAACGAACCGAUGUGUGACGAACCGCUGGUUAAGUGGACCAACAGUCGGUCGAUCAGAUCUUUGGGUCCCCAGAGAUCCGCUAUUACUAGGCGGGGGUCCCUCUCACUGGUGACCCACCGCAAACUGGAGUGUUGAGCAAGCAAUACGAGCGAAGGCCCCCAAUGGCAGCCAAUCUGCGGAAACUGCAAAAGCCCCAACUCGCCGCCUCUGGGCUUUUUGAUUUAGCUAAUAGGUUAUGUAGGAAACACUAACACCAUACCACAUCCACUACACUAGACACCACACUAUAUCUACUUACGUACAUAUAUAUUAUACAUCUUUUUUGAGGCGCACCAGUGCUGAUGUGGAGUAUGAAUUGUCGAACAAUCGUUGCCAUUUAUUUCGCUAUAAGUCACCAGUCCAAGUCGUGUCUAUGUGUUGUACUUAGGUUUUAGCAGUGCCCACGGUUCGUUUUUAACUUAUAAUCCUCGAUGUUGUGUUUUGUUCUCUGUAGGAUCAUGUAUUAUUACCUAGACUAGCACUAAAGCAUAGCCUAAGCUUCAUGAGCAUAUAGCAUGUAGCAUAUAGCAUAUGUAUAUGUAUGUAUAUGAGUAUUUAAUGGGUAUAGGGAUAAAGGUUAAGAUAAGGAUACAGAUAGAGAUAGAAGGCGAAACCGAAGGACUGAUCCUGUGCGCGUGUGUGUCGAUAUUUGAAAUGUGAUCCAAGACUGACUGACUGAAACAAACUCCAAGCAAGGCAAGAUGAAUAACGAUAAAGCAUAAGUACUAUAUAGAACAUCCAGGCAAUUCAGGUAUGCGAACUAAUCAAGAAUUCAAGGACUUCCAGCGAACACAGAGACUAACUACGAAGCAACAAAAGCAAACAGAACUUUCUACCUCAUUGUUGAAACGUUUGUAGCCGAGUGUGUGGCUCUUUAGCACCCGACAAUACCUCAGAUGCAGAACCAAAAAAGAUUGAAGAUUUGAAGAUUGAAAUGGGAAAAGAAAGGAGAAGAUAGGAGAGAAGGAUUUAGAAGCAGAGAUGAAGGACUUUCAGUGUAAAUUUAAUACGUAUUACGGUGUAGUAACCAUCAUCUCCAUCUCCAUGUCAUAUACGAUAUAUGUAUCUCAUCGCCAGUCACGUCAGUCAUCACACACACAUACAGAGACAAACGCCACACACACACACACUGCCACAGUCUCAGGACCCCCUCGUAUCAUCGCAUUCCAUUAUCUUAGGGAUAUAGUCACACAGUCACGCGUAAGAAGACAACACCAAGGCAAAUCAAAUCAUUCCAAUCGAAUCAUUCGAAACGAAUCAUUUAGGCUAAGCGAAAGGACGAAGCAGGACAGCCACAAAAUAGUUGAUAAGCACUACAAUUGGCAUCAUUAACAAUCUUAACAAUCAUUUUGCAACACGCUUUUGUUUGGAUUCGUAUUUGCACUUGCAUUUGCAUUUGGAUUCACUUGAUUUCCGAUUGAAAAGAGCUCCCCGAUAUGUGAUAUUUAAUUGGUAAUUGCAAAAUUGAAUUUGAAAUCGAUAGGGAAGAGAUGAGAUCGCGACGGAAACUCAACAUCUGUGAGCAUUGGCUUAGCACUUAAGUUCGAAAGAGAUUAAGGAUUAUAUAUACGUGUACUUAGAUUCGUAAAUUCGGAUUUGGAUUCGGAACACCAACUGUGAGCGCAUUAAAGAUGAACGAGAUCUGAAAUCAAAUGAACUUUAAGGAAAUCAUAUGUGGUAUAUUUUUUGGCUUGAAAUUUGUAAAAUUCGCAUAGGAAUCGAAUUCGAUCGUCUAUUUUGGAUAUUGUACGAGUACUUCGGUAAGCUUAGGUUUAGUUCUUCCACAAAAUUGAAAAAAACAAAAACGAAAAGAAAACAAAAAAAUAUACUCACAUCUGCUAGGAAACGAAACAAUCAUGCACUUUUCGAUAACUCAUAACUGUGACGAAAUUUACACGCAAUCCAGCAUUCGAGACAAGAUUACCCUAAGUUAAUCAAAAUUGACAAGAAACAUUUUUGUGGCUGCCUCGAAUAAAAGUACAGUAAUCACUCGCUAAGUAGACCGCUUCGGGUCCCCUAAGGACCCCCAGGCAUAGAAAUCUAAGCUCUAGGCUAAGCACGCUUCCCAACUAACCGCCAUUGUCCUAGAAAAGGACAAUGGGGUACCAAUAUAUACUCACUCUCUUAACACACUCACACACACGAAUACAAAUUAAUGGAAUAAUUACCUCAGAUUAGAAUUUUUCUAGUUUAAUUCUUACAAAUAUACAUAUAAAUGUUAAAUGACGAAAAACCAAAUGCAAACUAACGAAAAUAUUAUGAAAAUCACUUAUACACUCCACAAAAACAAAAAACGAAAGAGCAAAACGAAACGAGCAUUUUUUUAAUGGCGAGUUAUGAGAAAUUUUAAUAGUAAAAUUCAAGAGCAAUUUAUUAUACAAAGGCAAAGGAAAUAACAAAUAAUUACCUAAGCAAAUACCAUACAUACAUCAAAAUGCAUGCAAUCUCAACUAAACUAAACCAAAAAUCAAGUAAACUAAACUAAAGUAAAUUAAUGCGAACUUUUAAUGUUUCCCCGAUUAAAUAUUAUAGAGCAUACACAUAUAUAAAUUACUCAUUAACAUAUAGACCAAGAACGCUGCCAAAAAAGAAUAUCAAAGCUGCCACUCCCGCAACUCCCAAAAAAUAUUGAAAACCCAGCUCAAAAAAAAAAAAAUCCGCUAAAACGAGAGGAGUAC
Molecule: messenger RNA, 12491 nt
Organism: Drosophila simulans
Lineage: Eukaryota; Metazoa; Arthropoda; Insecta; Diptera; Drosophilidae
Gene: heca
Product: headcase protein
Exons: 6
Source: RefSeq, a predicted model, not a curated record